Molecule: messenger RNA, 4541 nt
Organism: Nothobranchius furzeri (turquoise killifish)
Lineage: Eukaryota; Metazoa; Chordata; Actinopteri; Cyprinodontiformes; Nothobranchiidae
Gene: mlec
Product: malectin
Cellular component (GO): membrane
Molecular function (GO): carbohydrate binding
Source: RefSeq, a predicted model, not a curated record
GCCUGUCAAUCACCACAAAAGGGAAACGUAAGUUAGGAUGCGCCGUUCCACCUCCUGCAAACUGGCUGCAGAGCAAAUGUUACUUUGGAUUCACACAAAUUGAAUGAAAGUCAGUUGAAGGCUUUGGCCAGCGGAAUAGUUCCACAUUAAGGCUAACGAACAGUUCAGAUAGGAGACACCUGCUGAGUCGGUUACGGGAGAAACACGGCUGAUACACACUGACCAAAAACAGAGGUUAAAGGCAUCUCUGGAAGGGAAAGAAGCAGACCGAGGCAAUGCAGCGGGUCACGGCGCAGCUCGUCGCCGGGCUGCUGGCAACGGUGCUGUCGCUGCUGUCCGAGCGGAGCUGGGCGGACAGCGGGGGCCCAAGCCUUGCAGAACGGGUCAUCUGGGCUGUUAAUGCCGGUGGGGAAGCACAUGUGGAUGUUCACGGCAUCCACUUCAAAAAAGACCCUCUGGAAGGGAAAAUCGGUAAAGCAUCCGAUUAUGGGAUGCGCCUGCCAAUACUGCGCUCCAGUCCAGAAGACCAGGUUCUGUACCAGACAGAGCGCUACAACGAAGACACUUUUGGAUACGAGGUUCCCAUUCGUGAGGAAGGAGAGUAUAUACUAGUCAUGAAGUAUGCAGAGGUUUACUUUGCACAAUCACAGCAAAAGGUGUUUGAUGUUCGUCUAAAUGGCCACAUGGUGGUGAAGGACCUGGAUAUCUUUGAGCGAGUGGGUCACAGCACUGCUCAUGAUGAGAUUGUGCCCUUCUCCAUUAAACGAGGCAAACUGAGUGUGAAAGGAGAGGUAUCUACUUUCAGUGGGAAGCUCACAGUGGAGUUUGUAAAGGGUUAUUAUGACAACCCAAAGGUCUGUGCUCUCUAUGUUAUGAAGGGGACGUUAGAGGAUGUACCAAAGCUUCAACCUCACCCUGGCCUGGAGAAGCCUGAGGAAGAUGAAGCAGAAGAAGAAGAGGAAAGUGACGGAGGUGAGGAGGGUGGGAAGAAAAAGGUCUCAACAGAUUCUAAGUCCAGAGUCCAGUCAGGACCCCGAACACCAAACCCCUACGCAGCUGACAACAGCAGCCUCAUGUUUCCCAUCCUCGUUGCAUUCGGGGUUUUCAUCCCGACCCUCUUCUGCCUCUGCCGACUGUGAGUUAAGACCAACAGUGGGGAAACAUCAAGAGGUGUAAAAUGAACGAGGGAUUGUGAAGAAGGGAGAGAAAGAAGGAGAGGAGUUCAAGGUGACAGCAGCAGCAUGGGUAAACUCAUACACACGGGAGAACCGGAGGCGUGGGGAAAAUCAGGACAAUGGAGGUCAGAAGGAGACUAACUUUUGGGAAAGCCACUGCCAGAUGAAGCGAACACUCCUUUUGUAGGAAAAAGGGGAUGUUGGAAGUGUGUUCUGUGUGUUUCACAUCCACCUCUGCUGACCCUGUUUGAACAAUGUUAGCCAUUUCUGCUCAAAGCUGGGGGGGGGGGGGGGGGGGUCUGUUCUGUUCCAGAAGCCAGUCUUCAUGGAUGAAGCCACAUUUCUGCAGCUAAGAGAUGCUCAGAGGUGAUUUGAUCUGGGCCCUUUUAUAAACUACAAGCAUUGUUUUGUACUGGGUGCAGCAAGGAAGCACACUGUAUGUAACACUCCUGCUCAGCAUCUGGGCAGACAUUUUACCUUCAGAUUGAAAAUGGUGCUGCUUGGGUUAAUUGGUAAUCUAGAAUAUAAAUCAUAAGUGAGACGGACAAUAGAAAAUAAAGCUUCUAUGUGAGAGACAUCUGGUCUUCUGCGCUUGGAAGUCUUGGUUUCCAUUUAGAUCUAACCGGCCUUUUGUUGACGUGCCAUCCUCUGCUCGCCGUAAACUGAGAGACGGAGGGUUUUAGGCUUGAAUCGGCUCUAGCUGAUGUUUAAUUUGCUGUCUUUGCUUGCCUUUACAUAAACAUAGGUUUGGUUUCACUAAACUGUUGGUGUGUGUUAACGCAUGUUAGAUGCUUCUCCCUGAUGCCUAUUGAGGAACACACAUGUCCAACAGUAGCCACACGUUUUAAUGUCGUUGUUUUGUUUCUUUACGGCACAAAAGAUUUUUUCAAUCAUGUAGGCGGUUGAAUUCUAUGGGGAGAUGAUUAAUGUUGAUGAUUAAGCUCCAUUAAGAAUCACAAAAAUGUACCUUUUAUUUUGCCUACUUUCAUUCAUCGUGCCCGGCUGCCUUUUUGUUUCACAAAAUAUUUUUAAGUCUAAUCGCUCACAAAUGUUCAUUUAUUUUUACUUUUGUGAAUAGGAUUUUAAUUAAGUAGCAUAAAAGCUGCCGCAUUGAGAAGGCGGCAUGUUUUUGUGCUCGUUUGUGGCCUUUUUCCUUUUCUUGUUAUAGCUGAGCUGUUUUGAGAAGCAGCAGAAACCUCAGUCCCGUAUGCUCCACUAGCAGACCACUCAGCAUUUAUACUGACCGUUAAAUCAUUCGAUUCUUUGCCACUUCAUGUUCUAGUUUUGCACGUCCUCUGCUGUCUCCUGUUCGCCCCAUGACUUUGUUCACACGGUAAAAAAGCACAAGUAGAAAAAUAAAUGUUUACCCCAUGUUGUGCGUUAACAUUUAGUCACAGGUCCCCCUAACCCCCUCGCCGGUCUUUUUGAAUAUGUCCUCUUCAACCUCUUUUAAUGAUUGCUGCAUCCUGUAGCCGGUCAUGAUGUGACCAGGAUGAGCACACUGUGGACAAAAUCCUGAUUUAUCCCUCCUAUCAGAGUCCGCUUUGACUUCAUUUAGUUUUAGCAUUUGGCCAGUGACAUAGCUCGUAGUUCUGGGAUGAAAAGCAACUUUGUUCCUCAGUUUUGGUCGAGCUGAUGGGUGCUCUCCUAUUUAUGUAUCUCGUUACCUCCACUAAGUGCUUAGCUUCACUCCAAGGAUGAUUUUGAAACUUAACCUGUUUCACAAACAUGUCUGAGAUGUGCUCCCCUCCAUCCUGUGGCCCUUCUCCACACCAGUAUUGCUGUUGCCAGAAACGAUACGUGGAUAACUAAGUUGAGUUUUCGGGUGUAAACCAUUCAUUUUCCCUCCAAUUUGAUUUAUUCUUUCCAUAAAGUUUGUGCCAGCAAAUAUUUUAUUUGCAGUUUUGUCUUUUUCUGUAAUCUUGACUGACUAAAUUAAUUUAAUUUCAUCUGAAAAUAUGCUAAAUUUAAUGAAUUCAGCACGUGUGUGUGUGUGUGUGUGUGUGUGUGUGUGUGUGUGUGUGUGUGUGUGUGUGUGUGUGUGUGUGUGUGUGUGUGUGUGUGUGUGUGUGUGUGUGUGUGUGUGUGUGUGUGUGUGUGUGUGUGUGUGUGUGUGUGUGUGUGUGUGUGUGUGUGUGUGUGUGUGUGUGUGUGUGUGUGUGUGUGUGUGUGUGUGUGUGUGUGUGUGUGUGUGUGUGUGUGUGUGUGUACACGGUACAAAAAUCACCUUUUUAUGUGAAACUUGCGUGUUCAUCAUGUUGUGCCUGAGAUGUUUUUGUUUUUAAAAAAUCUGGCAAAGACUUUGGCCUUUCUUUCUGGUGAGGAGUGGUUGUAUAAUCUUGUAUUAUUAUUAUUUACCAGCAGCCACAUUAACUGGCUGUCAGUCAAAUAAAUGAGAUUGUCUGAAAAUGUGGGAUCUUCCAUUUUAUUAUAUAUAAUUUAAAUCAGAUUGGGGCUGGCCUGGAGAUUUUUUUAUAUUAUGCUGGGAUUUGUUUGAGUUUCUCAGGAUCUGUUUUGAGUUUUUGAGCGCUAUUUUACUGGUGUGACAUUUUUGCACUGCCUCGUGUAUUUUCAAAUGUCUUUGUUUCUUUGUUGUCUUAAUUAUUGAAUUCAUUGUGCUUUAACAUGAUUCGCCUUAAGAUUGCGGUUUUGUUUGCUUAUAUCAAAAAUAGCCUUUAAUUUUUUUUAGGUGUUAGAUUUUCAUUCUACAAUAAGCUCUUAUUAUGAGAAUCAGAUCAGUAGAAUUAAAUUAUGACUCGAUUUCAGCGUUACCAGGAGCUAAGCCAGGGGAAAAAAUGCAUCCCUCCUUUAGUUUUCAGAGCUGUUUUGAUCAGCUUUUUUGUUGUUGUUUACCACACAAGAACCAAAGAGUUACUGUCAUUUCAUCCAAAUCCUUUACAGUGAUGAUUCUGAACUGUUUAUUUCCUCCAUCCCUUUUCUUUCACUUGAUACACCAGAGGAAAAAAACAUCCCAGUUGGACGAUCUAAAAAGAUACGGAAGUGUUUUGUAAAGAAAAUAAACAUGUUUACGACAUUACUAAUUGUUACCACCGCAUAAUGUAAAAGUAUUCAGAGUCGGACGAGUUUGGAGAGAAAAACAUCAGAACUAAGUUGUCUGAGCAGCAAACCACAUGGAGAACCCGAUCUGCCUCCAGUCCCUGUGUGAGUGCAUCUAAAACAUCCCAUAAUACUGUAGAUAUGUUUGUGGAUAAAUAACCGCUCUGUUGAAAGCCAGAGGCAGCAGCAGGUGGACAGAAAUAAUGACAAGACCCCCCGAUCUUCUGACUCGGAUGUGACAUAUUUCUGCAAAAUGGAAAAUGCUGAUUAAUGCUGUCUCUUUUUAAUAAAUGUGCUAUUUUAUCAGAA